Molecule: messenger RNA, 690 nt
Organism: Mya arenaria
Lineage: Eukaryota; Metazoa; Mollusca; Bivalvia; Myida; Myidae
Exons: 4
Coding region: 158-502 (114 amino acids)
Source: RefSeq, a predicted model, not a curated record
CCAGAAUGUGAGUUAUCAAUAUGACUAUUAAAAUGUGAAAUAAAAGUGAUUUUGACUGAACUGUUUAGGAUACACAACUUUGAUAGUCUGCUUAAAUUUUGUUGAACUUUAUCAGUUAAUUGAAACUAAUUCCCACAAUAUUUAGCUGAAAUCAAUAAUGGAUUAUCUCGGAAUAUCUUUAGAACACAUUUCUUUGGAAGAUGUCAUUGAUGAAGAAACCAACACAUUAGGAAUAUCCCUUGAGGAAAUGGAAACCUCUUUAAAUGCUCAGGAUUUGUCAAAGCAUAUCUUUGAGUUUGAUGAUGAAUUUAUCUUCAGCCUAAAGGAGUCCGAUGAACCAUUGGCUGUUGUUAGUCCAGAGGAACACACACAGCCACUUCAUACAUCAACACCAAAGACACCCAUACAUACAAGUAAAACAGGAAAAGGCAGACCAGUUCGGAGGUUAUUAAAGCUUAAGAAAACAGGGGAAGUGCAACGUCUACAGCCAUGUAGGAGAUGAUGUUUUCAUAGCAAUGUAUCCCAGAGGAUUUCAACUGUAGAGUUGACUGGAUGUUGGAAAAGUUUGAAGAAUCCCCGAAUUGUUUUGGUUAUAUUACCAAACCUUUCAAGAUUUAGUUAGUAAUAUUCCCAAAAAUAUAUUUAACUCUGUCAAUAAAUGUGAGCUGGUUAAGCUCUGCGAUUAUGUUA